AUGCGUAAAAAUGUGUUCACACGCAUUGUGAACCAGCUAAGAGAAAGUAAUGUUUACUUUCAACAAAGGCCAGAUGCCACCGGAAGACUAGGUGCAUCCUCCCUCCAAAAAUGCACUGCAGCAAUUCGAAUGUUAGCAUACGGUACAUCAGCCGAUGCAGUUGACGAAUAUGUUAAACUCGCGUCAAGUACUGCAAGGGAAUGUCUCUCUCACUUUGUUGAAGGGGUCGUCUCUGAAUUUGGACCGGAGUACUUGAGGAGGGCGAAUACUACGGAUAUUGAGCGACUCCUCCGGAAAAGUCAUAUUCGUGGAUUUCCUGGCAUGAUGGGAAGCAUUGAUUGCAUGCACUGGGAGUGGAAAAAUUAUCCACAUGCAUGGAAAGGAAUGUAUCAAGGGAGAAGUAAAACAACGAGUAUAAUUUUAGAGGCUAUUGCUUCACAAGACUUGUGGAUAUGGCAUGCUUUCUUUGGUACACCAGGUUCUUGUAAUGAUAUAAAUGUCUUCCAGCGGUCGCCGGUGUUCUCUGAUAUUUGUGAGGGUAGAGCUCCAGAUGUUAGCUUCAAUGUCAACGGAAAUACAUACAAUAUGGGAUGUUAUCUUACCGACGGUAUCUAUCCAAAAUGGGCAACAUUUAUCCCAGCAAUCAAACAUCCACAAACCGGUAAGCACAAAUUAUUUACCAAGAAGCAAGAGAGUUACAGAAAGGACGUUGAACGUGCCUUUGGAGUGUUACAAGCUCGAUUUGCAAUAAUACGUCAACCAGGUCUAGCUUGGUCGACUGAAAUUUUAUCAUGCACAAUAUGA
Spinacia oleracea (spinach) is the source of this 804-nucleotide messenger RNA. RefSeq lists its product as uncharacterized. NCBI's taxonomy places the organism in Eukaryota, Viridiplantae, Streptophyta, Magnoliopsida, Caryophyllales, Amaranthaceae. The transcript has a single exon. The record is from RefSeq and is a predicted model, not a curated record. The coding region runs from base 1 to 804 and encodes 267 amino acids.